GUGGGGGCCCCCCCCCCUCGGAUUUGGGGCUAUAAAAGUCCCGGCGCCGUGGGCUCCGCAUCCAGCCCGGCACCGUCAUCACCGUCACCAUGUCCUUCGUCCCCGCGCCCGGCUACCGGCCCGCGUACAACCCGCCACUGCCCUACGUGGCCUCUGUGAUGGGGGGGCUCUGGCCCGGCAUGGCCGUUUACGUGCAGGGGGUCGUGUCCCCCAACGCCGACAGGUUCCACGUGAACCUGGCGAGUGGGGCAGGGGGGGGGGCCGACCUGGCGCUGCACUUGAACCCCCGUUUUGGGACGGAGGGGCAGGCGGUGCUGAACAGCUGCCAUGGGGGGGAGUGGGGGCCGGAGCAGUGCCACGACCUCCAGCCCUUCACGCCUGGGACCCCCUUCGAGAUCGUCAUCACCGUCACCCCCCACGCCUACCGGAUCCUGGUGAACGGCAGCCACUUCGAUGAAUUCCUCCACCGGCUGCCGGCGGAGCAGGUGACGGCCGUCACCGUCGACGGGGACCUGGAGCUGCACGCCGUCACCGUCCUGGGUGGUGGGGGGCCGUAUCUUCCCACCAUGCUGGACAUGCCGCAGACCAUCCCCUACUAUCAUAGCAACCUGCCGGUGAUGGUGCAGCCGCCCACCCUCCACCCGCCUGUGCCCUUCGUGGCCACCAUCCCGGGGGGGCUCAUCCCCAAGAAAACCAUCGUGGUGAAGGGCUACAUCCCCCCUGACGCCGUAAGGUUCCACAUCAACCUGCGGGCAGGUCCCGGGGGGGACGUGCUGCUGCACUUGAACCCGCGCCUGGAGGAGGGGGUGGUGGUGCGCAACAGCCUGCUGGGGGGGGUCUGGGGGUCCGAGGAGCAGGACCUGCCCCACAACCCCUUCCAGCGCGGCCGAUACUUCGACCUCUCCAUCCGCUGCGGGAACUAUCGCUUCAAGGUGUUCGCCGAGGGGCAGCCGCUCUGCAACUUCUCCCACCGCCUGCCCCCGGGACCCCACGUCGACACGCUGGAGGUGGAGGGCGACGUCGUCCUCUCCUACGUCCACUUCUGAGCCCCACAGCCGGCCCCAUAGCCCGGCUCACGGCCUGCCCCAUGGCCUGCCCCAUAGCCCAUUCUCCAGCCCCCCCCCCAACCCCACGGGUGCCGGCCGGGGCCGUCGGUGCCACCGUCACCACCCAGCGCUG
Molecule: messenger RNA, 1179 nt
Organism: Aquila chrysaetos chrysaetos
Lineage: Eukaryota; Metazoa; Chordata; Aves; Accipitriformes; Accipitridae
Gene: LGALS4
Product: galectin 4
Exons: 10
Coding region: 90-1046 (318 amino acids)
Molecular function (GO): carbohydrate binding
Source: RefSeq, a predicted model, not a curated record